Gamsiella multidivaricata is the source of this 3473-nucleotide messenger RNA. RefSeq lists its product as uncharacterized. Gene Ontology annotation, cellular component: plasma membrane. The transcript has 4 exons. Gene Ontology annotation, biological process: Ras protein signal transduction; positive regulation of GTPase activity. Bases 477 to 3347 code for a protein of 956 amino acids. NCBI's taxonomy places the organism in Eukaryota, Fungi, Mortierellomycota, Mortierellomycetes, Mortierellales, Mortierellaceae. The record is from RefSeq and is a predicted model, not a curated record. Gene Ontology annotation, molecular function: guanyl-nucleotide exchange factor activity.
ACAAAGAAAGCAUUUCUCUCCAUCAUCCAAUCGCUCACUCACUCACAUUCCUCACAUUCCUUCAUCACUCACAGCCGCCAUCGCUCCUUGCUCCUGAUACAUCCUUCCUUUCACUUCCACCUUCCAUUUCCACUUCCGCUUCCACUUCCACUUCCACUUCCACCUUCCACCUUCCACCUUCACGGAGAAUGUCAUACCCUCAGCAACUGCAUUAACAACAACAUCCAUCCUUCACUUUCUCUCUCUCUCUCCCUCUCCGAAUGUCACACUGAAAAAACAAGGCAUUGCAAACUUCACUACACACUCAUCGCGCCUUUGCUUAUACAACAUACACACUAUUCCUCUUCCCCCGCUCUCCUUCUCUGUAUUCUUCCUCGUCUUCGGCCUCCUUCUUUCUCUCUCCCUUUCACUCUCUCCAUCCAGUCUGCACACACACCUAUACACAUAUUACUCAUAUACACACAUUAAAAAAAUCUAUGGAAGAGAUCCAGUUGAUGCUGGCCAGGUCUGCCGAUGCAGUCUCCUCCGGCAACUUCAAGGACGCCUACUUCUGCUACCUGGACAUCAUCGACGCCGCCGCGAUAGAGCUUCGCAAGGUCAAGUUUAUCGCAAAUGUGGCCAUCACCUCCACUACGACAGCAACACUGAUAUCCAUCACGCGGUCAAGUGUGGUGUACGCACAGGACAUCCUCUCGAGGCAGAAUGCCGCCAUCGCCGCCAUCUCAGAGCCACCGGCGGUUCCCCGGAAGACCUCUCUCUCCAGGCACUCGGACAGGAUAACGGCGGGGCAGACAAAGACCGUAACCAUGUUGACAGAGCAGUUGCGAGCCACAGCCUCGGACAUCUGUAGCGUAGAACAGCAGCAACAACAAUUGUCUUCACCCAUCUUCUCACGGGUCACGACCUAUGCCUCGAGAUCAACCCCGCCCGCCAAUAGUCCAACCGCAUCACCACCGCCGCCACGCACGACAACCGUGCUUGCGCCUUCAUUACCACCUAAACCGACACGGAGACCACCGCCACCCGUAGUAGCACCAACACCACCCAGUCGUAGCCCAGUCUUAGGAUUCACAGAACAAGGAACUAUGCCGUCAAUAGGAGGAGGAGCCAGUAACACCACGAACAGUCUGCAUCCCCUCAGCACUAUCCCAGGCACGAGCAGCCUUAAAAAGUCAUCGGACCAUGCCUCCAGGCCACACUCGCUGCCUGCACAGAGCAUGCACGUCGGAGGACGGGAAUCGCCCCCUCAGUCAAAACCACCGCUGCCACCAAAGCCGGCACGAUUGUACAGAAAAUUGCAGGAUAUUAAGACUGAGGAACAUUUGCUGGACGAGGAGGAUUCGGACGAAGACGAAGACGAGGAUGAGGACGACGACCUGGAAGCACACGUGUUUUCACCGACAUUGCAUCGGAGGGCGUCUUCGCCCAGCAUUGCCAUACCAAACCCAACACGACGGCCAGGAACACCGCUGUCGGUCCCCACCUCGCCAACGCUGUCGCCAUCCAGCAUCUCCUCCAGCAUCUCAUCCGCAGAUCGAUCGCGCUCAUAUACCCUUCCCCAAUACGCAUCUCUAAGCCAGGCCAAUGCUUUCAUCACAGUAAUUCCUGAUGGAAGUGUCGAUCCCACCAACCUGGUCGAAGCGGAGCGUAUCAGUGGCGACAACGACGACCAAUUGGACCAAAAGACAUACGGCCCCAGCGACCACAUCCCACUCAUUCCAGUGACUCCUCUUAGGACGACCCAUCGUACGCUGGUUGAAAAGGAAAAGACCUGUUCGGCCAAGCUGGCGGAGACCAAGCAGAAGUUACAGGAAAGGACGCUUGAGCUGCAGCAUGGCGACGACACCAAACCCAAAAGCGAUCGGCAGGAGGACGAUGUGGAUACACAAACGCUACAGGAGAACCUCACAAAAUACACGUCCAUGAUCUCGAAUGUCAUGGCGACCAUCACUAAAGUGCGGGAACUCCUCUAUCGGUCCGCCAGCGUCACCUCUAUUCUCGAAUUCCCAGCCUAUCUUGUCGCCUACCAACUCACGCUCGUCGAAUCAGCCGUCUUUCUAGAGAUCCCACCGUCAGCACUUCUGACACACUCGCCCAAAACCCCACAUCGGAGUAUUACAGCUUCAACGGAUUUCUUCAACUAUUUAACGCGUAUGAUCGAGUAUUCAGUACUGUUUCCGCCAGAGGCAUCUGGACGGGCCCAGUGCAUGCAUUAUUGGGUCAAGGUCGCGGUGAAGCUGCAUGAGCUGGAGAACUUUCAGACACUCAAGGCGGUGCUCUCGGCCUUGGGCACGCCACCGAUCAAGCGACUGAAACGGACCUGGAGCUUUGUACCGCGGAAGAGCAUGCACAAGCUGGAAACACUGUCCGAACUCAUGAGCGAGGCCAGGAACUAUGGAAAGUACCGAGAGAUGAUGGCGAGCCUGAAUGCUGGAACUAUGAUGCUAUCGCCCCCAGCAGUUUCACCAGUUUACCCAACCUCGGCACCUUCAGGAAAACUUGACAUGUUGAGUCUAAACGGAAUGAGCAGCAGCUUGUCAAAUCUGGGCUUCAGGACCAAGGAGGCCGCGCGGAGACCGAUGGUGCCAUUCCUGGGGACGUUCAUCAUGGAUAUUACAUAUUUAUUAGCUGCGGUCAAGAAGAGCAACAAUUCUGCGCCACCGAUUUCGUCUCAGAUACCAGCGACAUCCAGUUUGCGGGAGAAAUCGGGCUCGACGGGUUCGCCGUCGAUCAAUACACAGUUUGCACCGGAGGAUGAUGUCCGGAUACAAGAUCUCUUGAUGGCUCUCACGGCUUAUCAGUCUGGUCCAAAGUACUCUUCCCAACCACCGAGAUCGUACAUCAAGGCGGCGACGAAGAACCACCACCAUUUCAGAGCACCAUCACUGUCGUCAGCCCUUCACAGGACAGCUAAAUAUCGGACGUCUUCAGUAGAUCGGCAGAUCGGAGCCAACAUUACCCAUCAAUCGUCCUAUGAAGAGGAGGAGGACGAUGUCUCUGGUAACGGUUUGAGACCAACUCAACAGCUGAUCUUCCACUAUCUCUUGACACGCCCAUGGGUACCCGAGAGAAUGGUGGAUGAGCUGAGCACGAUCCGGGAGCCGCCAAAGAACAAGAAUCUGUCGACGAGCGGUAGUACGCGACAGAGUGCUGGGGGAUCGACGCACAGCUGGCCGGGGCUAGGAGGGACAGGAGGCGGAAGUGGAUCGAUGGUAGGCGGCGGAUCGGUGUACAGUCAGAUCUCGACGACGAGCACGAUCCAGCGCGGAAGCACGGGUAGUAACAGUGGAGAUGGAGGCCAUAAUGGAAGCGGUGGCAGUUCCAGACCUACCAGUGUGGACGAAUGAUGAGCAUCCGGUGUACAAAUGAAACGCGAUCUCAAAAUCAGCUUUUGAUUAACGACAUGACAAUGUAUCAUGCAACGCAACGCAAACGCAACGCAAACGCAACGCAAACGCAACGCAAACGCAACG